This is a messenger RNA of Letharia columbiana, 660 nucleotides long. RefSeq lists its product as uncharacterized. Gene Ontology annotation, cellular component: cytosol; nucleus; EKC/KEOPS complex. The transcript is spliced from 3 exons. NCBI's taxonomy places the organism in Eukaryota, Fungi, Ascomycota, Lecanoromycetes, Lecanorales, Parmeliaceae. The record is from RefSeq and is a predicted model, not a curated record. Bases 1 to 660 code for a protein of 219 amino acids. Gene Ontology annotation, biological process: telomere maintenance via recombination; tRNA threonylcarbamoyladenosine modification.
AUGGCUUCCCUGCAGACUCUAAACCUGGCGCACCUGCCUCCAGAUUUAGCGGUCCAUAUUGCACUGUACGCAGACCUACAGAAUGCGCCUUUUCUGCGGGACCAAUUACUCCAAGGCAAUCCCGAUUUUGAGUAUGCUCUCAUCGAUGCGACUGUAAUUCUCUCCACCACACAUGUGCUAGCAGCCGUCUUUAGAGCGGCGAACGACCAUUUGAACGGGAGAUUGAGGAGUCGGACCGUGCACAGCGAGAUCGUGUUUAGUUUAGGGGCGAAUAACAACAUAGCACAAUCCCUCCGCACAUUCGGCAUCACCGCUACUACCACAAACCUUCUCGCCAUCAAGCUCACCACCAACCCUAGCAUCACGGCGUCGACUGUCUCUGAGCACCUGACUGCCUCGGUAAAUGGUACUCCAGUCGAGUUCAGCGAUGCCACUCUGGCAAAAAUGGCAGAUGUAGGAAAAAUCAGGAAGCUGUAUAAGCUAAGUGGUGUCGGAGAAGCAGAUUCAAAGGGCAAGAGGAGGCGGAAGGACGGGAGUGAGGAGGGCAGUGGGGGCGUCGAUGGCGUAAAGGCAGGGAGUACAGGCUAUGGUGCUGAGAGGGAGAGGAAAGAGCUCGAGGUUGCGAUUCUGGGGUUGAUGGCUUUGAGGGGCGCGGUGUGA